Molecule: messenger RNA, 3804 nt
Organism: Adineta steineri
Lineage: Eukaryota; Metazoa; Rotifera; Eurotatoria; Adinetida; Adinetidae
Source: the annotation of a GenBank genome assembly
AUGAGUGAAGAUACGGGCAAAUCACCCGUUGAACAGCCAAUAUCAUCAUCAACACCAAAUUCUGAAAUCAAAGUUUUUUAUUAUAUUGAUGAUCAAGAUCCACCUUAUUUAACAAAAUUAAAUGUAACUGGUUCGCCGUGUUUAAAAGAUUUUAAAAAUGCACUCGAUCGUAAUUGUUCAAAAUAUAAAUUUUUCUUUGCUACAAAUGAUCCAUCGAUUGGAAAAGUUAAAGAAGAAAUUGUUAAUGAUGAACAAAUUUUACCAUUUGAUAAACAAGAUCGUAUUCUUGCAUAUCUUGUUUCUAUUGAAGGUAGUACAACAUCAAGUGGUGGUGGUGGUGGUGGUGGUAGUAAACAAAGUAAACUUCCUCAUCAUUUUCGAGAUGAUACAAUGUUAACAUCAACAACAAAUAGUUCAUUUAAUAUUCAACAACCGCGUUUACAACGUAUGAGCCGACGUUAUGCAUCAGCAAAUAGUGCGGAUUAUCAAAAAUAUUUUGUUAAACCACGAGCUGUUAAUGAUGUAUCAUCAUUUCCAAGUAGUGAUUUGGAGUCAACAACAUUCUUAGAUGAAACCGAAGAUGAUAGAUAUUCAACGGUCACUGAUUCUACAACAAUUUCAUCAAGAUAUCAUGGUCGAAAUCGACCACGUCGUAGAAAACAUCGAUUACCAUCAGGACUUGAUCGAGCAUCAUCAUUCAGUAGUUUAAAUUCUGAUUCAACAAUGACAUUAAAUAUCAUUACGGUAACUCUUAACUUAGAUGCAGUCAAUUUUUUGGGUAUUAGUAUAGUCGGUCAAAGUGAUAAAACAGGCUCAAGUGAUGGAGGAAUCUAUGUUGGUUCAAUAAUGAAAGGAGGUGCAGUUGCUCAAGACGGUCGUAUUGAACCAGGUGAUAUGAUUCUUCAAGUAAAUGAUAUUAGUUUUGAAGGAUUAUCGAAUGAUGAUGCUGUUAAAAUUCUACGUGAAACUGUUCAAAAACCUGGACCAAUUAAAUUAGUUGUUGCUAAAUGUUGGGAUCCAACUCCGCGAGGUUAUUUUACUUUACCUCGUCAUGAACAAGCACGUCCUGUUGAUCCAUUAUCAUGGCUUGCACAUACACAAGCUGUACAAAAUACUUAUAAUAAUCCUCAACAACAAAUCUUACUUCAUCAUCGACAAUCAGUACUUAAUUCAACUACAAAUAUGAGUUCAACAAUAUCAAGUACAAAUAAUACAAUGACCGAUAAUGAACGUUUUGGUCUUGAUCUUAAUUUGACAAUUAAUUCUGAUAUGGAUACUAUUGUACGAGCUAUGGCCGAACCUGAUUCAGGCUUAGAUAUACGUGAUAGAAUAUGGCUUAAAAUGCCUAUACCAAAAUCAUUUCUUGGGUCAGAUUUAGUUAAUUGGUUAUAUGAAAAUGUUGAUGGAUUUGUUAAUAGAAAUGAUGCAAGAAAAUAUGCAUCAUCAAUGCUUAAAGCAGGCUAUAUUAGACAUACCGUUCAUAAAUUAACAUUUUCUGAACAGUGUUAUUAUGUUUUUGGCGAUAUUUAUUCACAAGGUAUAUCUCAAUUAACACUCGACGAAGAACCUGAAGAUUAUGAAUCUGUUUCUGAUCAUACGAAUACUACUGAUCGUCGUAGUGGUGAUUCAUUAUUAACGACAACAACAAGACAAAAUACUGUAACAACAUUUGGCUUUGUUGAUAAAAACAAUGCUCCACUUCAAUCACCUACACAAUCCUUCUUAGCUGAUACACAUAAUUCAGGUACUUUUGGUACAAAAUCAUGCUCAACAUCGACGAGUAGUGGUAGUGAUACACGACAAUUAGUUGAUGUACCAAAUAAAUUACGCUCAAGCAAAGAAUCAUUUCAACGUGCGAUGACAAAUCCAUUACCCCGAGAAUUUUUUGUUGAUGUUAUCCAAUGUUAUACAAAAUCAUCCCAAACAUGGAUAUGUAAUAAUUCAUAUAAAUCAAAUAAAACUCAAACAGCAAAUAUUGAUUAUCAAUCUGUUUUAACUAAUCAAAAAGUUGAAAGAAUUUUUCUAAAAAAUUAUCAACUAUCAACAUUUACGAUUGAUAAUUAUCCAUCAACAUUACGUUUAUUCAAUGCAAGUAAUAAUCAAUUUCAAACAAUUAUUAUAACACCAACCAAUCGUCAUACAUCCAAACUUCGUCAAUUAAUACUGCAAUCAAAUAAUAUUCGGCAAUUUAGUAUUGAUACUGUUGUUUUACCACAAUCAUUAGAAAUAAUUUCUUUAGCAAAUAAUCGCUUAGAAAUUCUUGAUGCUCGACUUUUUUCUCAUUUAAAAAGUUUAACUAAACUUGAUUUAAGAAAUAAUCAAUUAAAACGUAUUUUACCACAAUUGAUACUUAGUUUUAAUAUACUUUUAAAUAAUAACCCACUCAAUUGUGAAUGUACUCCUGAAUUUUAUCGAACUAUAUGCCAAAAAUCAACUAAUUUAAAACAAUUAACAAGUGAUAGCAAUAAUUGUUUGGCACCAUAUCAUGAAUCUCGACCAUAUGAUGCUCAUCCUGCGACUUAUUUACGUUUUUCAACAUUUACUCUUAUCUGUCCAAUUAAUGCGCAACCUGCACCUAUUAUUAUUUGGUCAACACCAUUUGGUAAUCUCACAACAAUAAAUUCAUCAAAUAUUGAUUUACUUUCAUCAGUCUAUGAUGAACCAAUCUAUACUACAUUAACAGCUUUAGCUGGUCCAUUAACUGCCCGUACACGACAUAUAUUACAUGCAUUCAAUACAAAUCAUUUAUCGGUAACACAAGCACGUGCUGGUUUACGACAUCAUAUUUCAUGUUCCGGUAUUAAUAUGCUUGGAAUAUAUACACAUGAAUUUGAUUUUGAUAUCAAUUCAUACGGACAAAAACGUGCUCUAUGGCAUCUUAUUUAUACAAUGGCAUUUGGAUUUUUUAUGGCACUUGUUGCUGGUGCACUUUGUGUAACAAUAAAACGAACCUCAUAUUAUUCAGCUGAUCAUUUACGAACACCACCAAUAUAUCCAACGAUGACACCUAAUAGUGCUUCACGUACACCACCAAAUUUUGAAUUAAAUCAAUGGUUAUCAUUAGCAGCAGCAAAUAUAAGUGGAACACUUGAACAAGUUCGUGAUAAACUUCGUUUAGGUGUACAACAAGUUAGUGAACAUAUGGGACAAACAAUGGGUCGAGCAUCAGAAUUAUUUACCUAUGGUGUACAACACGCUGGUGGAACUAUUCGACAAGCUGCUGAAAGCUCUGCUGCUUAUCUUCAUUCAAUUCGUGAAACUAGUCAACAUCGUUUAAAUACUAUGCGUGAUCAAACAUUAUCAUCGUUACGUAAUCCCGGUAAUUUAAUGCGUGCUGGUAUGAAUAUGUUAACAACACAAGUUAAUUCUUUACGUGAUUAUUGUGGUGUUACAACAGGUCAAGUAAUGACAACAAAUUAUUUAUUACAACAACAACAACUUCAUCAUUCACAAAAUUCACCUGGUACAGUGUCAUAUUUACAACGUAAUCAUAUAUCAACAAUAAUGGAAGAUGAUGAAUCUAAAAUGGAAUCAUCAUCAUUAAUUAAUCCUCUAGAUCAAACACCUUAUGCUGGAUAUAUACCAUCAAAUGUAUUAACGAAUACAUCCGGUAUUGGUCAACUUGAUGCAGCUGAUAAUUCUGUUCUAUUAGCAUUAAGUAAUUUUAAUCAAGAUUACAAUGAAAAUGUUAUAACACGAGGACAAAUGUCUGGUGGAAUUGGAACAUUUCAUGAUCAUAAUGAUGAACUUAUUAAUGAACCUGAAAGGUUAAUUAUGUAUGGUGAACAUCGUCCACAUUGUUAA